AUGCCACCCCCAGGACCAAAGCCUCUCCCGUUUGUUGGAAACCACUACGAGAUCUAUCCUGACGCCUUAGGCAACUACGACCGUCUGUUCGCAAGAUACGGGCCCAUGAUCAAAACUACCAACAUGGGUACCGUCACAUACCACACUAAUGACCCGGAAAUAUCACGGCAUAUUCUCCGCGAGGGUGAGUUCUUCACGAAGACGACAUCAGAUCCGUCGCACCCGCUGUUCUACAUGAGUGUGCAGACUGCUCUCUUCACUUGCGACACUGCCUCACCUUCAUUUGCUGUCGGCCACAAAUUCGUACCGCCUGCGCUCUCCCCAGCAGCCGUAGCACAUCACGGGCCUGCGAUUCAAGAUGCCGCUCGCUCAAUCUUCCCGGUACUAGACGAGCUUGGGCAAGGCGGUCUUGCUUUCAAUGUAUACCACUACAUGUUCAAGUUAGCAGGGCAGCUCAUUUGGCGCGUAGUCUUGGGGCAGGAUGUGCAACAUUUCCAGACUUUGGACACGCCACCCACGUUGGCCAUUCGUCUAUUUGGCCAGUAUCUAUCACUGAUGAAGAAGUCAUCACGGCGGCCGCAAUGGUUUGGCAAACUUCCAUUUGGUGAACCGGCACGACUGCGCCGCGUUAGCAAGGAUCUGUUCAGUACGGUUGAGCAGGCCAUGGAUGCCAGUGUGACGCCGGGAGGUGGAACAUUGCCACUCGCUGACUCCUCCUCGCCGUUACGCGCGUCGUGCGUAGCCGAUUAUCUUUGCCGAGUGCGCGAUGAUCGAGGGGAAGGGCUUCCACGUGAAGAGCUGCUGGCAAACGUAGUGGUAAUGCUUGGUGCGGGCUUCACAACGACAUCGUCGCUGCUUUCCUGGUCGUUGUACGCGCUCACCAAGUAUCCGGGCAACCAGGAACGACUCUUGCAAGAGAUGAUAGACCAUGGGGCUGAUGGGAAGCGAACAUGGUCGUGGGAUCAAAUGUUUGACAUGAAGUUUCUCGACUGUUUUGUCAAGGAGACGCAACGCAUGCACAGUCCCAGCUUCCAGACGGCCAGGAACGCGAAGAAAGACGUGGUACUGCCUGGGGGUUACCUCAUUCCUGAGGGUUCUGUCGUCAUCACAUGCUUCCCGAGUCUGCAUAAGAACCCAGCUCACUGGGAUAAUCCCGCGCUGUUCAACCCAGAUCGCUGGACGGGGGGUGAACUUGCAGCCAAGGUGAAGCGAAAGGGUAUCUAUACGCCAUUUGCGGCUGGUGGUAGAGGCUGCAUUGGUUUCAACCUCGCGCUGAUGCAGGUCAAGGUAGUGCUGCUGGAAAUCGUGUAUCACUAUCAUCUUGUGGACGCUUCUCCAGAGCCAGUAGUUUACGACCCUGAGUUCUUGGUCACUCGGCCGUUGAACUUUUAUGUUAGUCCGAUUAAGCGAACAAGUUGGCCGCGGCUGUCCAACGUGUUGUAG
Molecule: messenger RNA, 1443 nt
Organism: Dothidotthia symphoricarpi CBS 119687
Lineage: Eukaryota; Fungi; Ascomycota; Dothideomycetes; Pleosporales; Dothidotthiaceae
Product: cytochrome P450
Exons: 1
Coding region: 1-1443 (480 amino acids)
Molecular function (GO): oxidoreductase activity, acting on paired donors, with incorporation or reduction of molecular oxygen; heme binding; monooxygenase activity
Source: RefSeq, a predicted model, not a curated record